Messenger RNA from Penicillium coprophilum, 3849 nucleotides. Its product is annotated as hybrid sensor histidine kinase/response regulator. The transcript is spliced from 2 exons. Gene Ontology annotation, molecular function: phosphorelay sensor kinase activity; histidine phosphotransfer kinase activity. The record is from RefSeq and is a predicted model, not a curated record. Gene Ontology annotation, biological process: protein autophosphorylation; phosphorelay signal transduction system. The coding region runs from base 1 to 3849 and encodes 1282 amino acids. NCBI's taxonomy places the organism in Eukaryota, Fungi, Ascomycota, Eurotiomycetes, Eurotiales, Aspergillaceae.
AUGCCUUCGCCAUCCGACAUUAAAGACAACGGCGAUUGGACGGUCAUUUACGAUGACCCGAACGACGAUGACCAAAAUGACAAGAAGGAAGAAAAGCCUUCUGGAAGGAGGCAAUCUCUCGCACGAACGUUAUACAUAUCAAAUACCAUGUGCAUCAUGUCCGACGACAAGACUGAGAUAUCAACGGUAGCCGAACUGCUAUCCCCGAAGUUGAAACUACCUCAACUGGGAACUGACUCGGCGGAAAGAGUGUUCCCAGUCCGCUCAGUCGUCUCGUUCGAUUCGACGCCUUCAUCUGCUCUGCAAACACCUUCCCUCGAUAAGCUCGAAACAUCGAUAUCCCCAUUUUCAGACACAUGGAGUGCAGGGAUCACCAAUGAACAAGCGGACCGUCAGCAGAAGAAUCAGAGUCCCUCGGGGAGGAGCGUGAAUUCUGAAAAUGGUGUCUCGAAUAGGCCUGACUAUCUGACUCGACUGCAUCAAAAGAGCGGCGGUGGGAGGGAGACUUAUCAAGGACAAUCUCACGCCAGCGACAAUCUCGACAUUUUGGCACAAUUGAAGAGUACAGUGCAGAAUGGUGGCGAGAUCCUUGACUUCCACAGAACCACAAAGGGGAUAUCCUUCUCGCACGAGGAUGAAGAGGACAUUUUCAUUCAGUCAUUCGGUGCACUCAUCGUGUUGACGGAGUCCAAUGGCAACUUCGAAGUGCAGAUAGUGAGCGACAACUCGGAAGAAAUCAUUGGGCAUUCUCCUGGCAAACUCUUUGAGCUUCAAACGUUUUUGGAUAUAUUGCCAUCCUCGCAACAUAGCAACUUCCUUUCUCAUAUUCAAUUCGUCUUGAGUGAUGCCUACUCUGUCGAGGAUUCUGGGCCCGAGGUUUUCUUCCUCUCCGUCUUAUUAUCGGACGGCUUUACCCAGGGUACUUGGUGCACCGUGCAUACGAGCACAAUAUAUAAGAACUAUGUGAUCUGCGAGCUCCAGCCAGAGGGUCGCAGGACAAUGGAUCACCCCAAUUUUGAGAAUCACGAGAGUCAAACGACCGCAAUAGAUAGUCGGAACUUGGACGUCACUUCUGGGGCAUUCUUCGAGGAUAUCAGUUCUCCUGGAAACCAUGUCGACGCGAAUAACAGACCUGUGCCAGACUCAUCGGAGCUUCUCAAUAGCAUUCCUCGAAUACUCCAGCGACUUGCAAAUGCCCAAACACUGGAGGCACUCGUUCAGCAUACUAUCAACACUUUGAAAAGUCUUGUUCAAUUUGAUAGAACGACCAUGUAUCAUUUUGACAGUGAUCGCAACGGAAUCGUGGUGGCUGAUGCAGUGAAUACUUCGUCAGGGUUAACUUCGUUCGAAGGCAUGCAUUUCCCAGAAUCAACAUUCCCCGAAGGAUUGAAGAAGUUAUACACACGGAGUACUAUAUGCUCCUCUUCUGCUGGAAGUCGGGGCAUUUCAAAGCUUGUGUAUCGAGCUUCCACCAACAAAAGGGCCCUCGACAUGUCAAACACGUAUCUCUCUGCAGCACCCGCGUUCUCAACACCGAACACCAACAAUCCUAUCGAGACAUGCUUGUCAAUUCAAAUCAAUGUUUUUGGCAAGCUUUGGGGUCUUAUAUCAUGUCAGUCCUGUGACAACAGCCAAAGACUUCAUCCCCUUAUCCAGAAAGUUUGUUGGUUUGUAGCCACGGCGGUUUCAAGUAACAUUGAGCGUCUGUCCUACACUUUGCCGUUUCAGCUCCGAGAAUCGAACAUUUCCCCGAGUAAAUUGAGCACACCCCAGGCCAUCAAGACUCCACCCGGCGAUCUUCUCAGUCUUUUUGGGGCGGAUUACGCCGCAGCGUCAAUCAUGGGGGAGGCUAAGAUCUUAGGAAAGCCAGUUGACUCGCAGGAAGUUUUGGCUUUGUUUGAAUACAUGAAAGCCAAGGAGAACGACACUGUGUUUUGGUCUGGAGAUAUCGGUGCCGAUUUUCAGGACCUCAACUACUCGCGUGGCUUUCAUCAUCUUUCUGGUUUGCUGUAUGUUCCUCUUUCAGUGGACGGUCGUGAGUUUAUAAUCUUCUUUCGGGCCGGUUUGGAAAGCAACAGCCUCGCAUCUGGUUUAGACAGAUCGAGUCGACAGCAUGAGUGGUCAUCAGCAGAUUUUGGAAAGGCGUCUGUUCUGUCUUUGCUAUAUCGCACUUUUACCGAUAUAUGGCAAGAGAAGGAGGCGACAAUGCAAAACAACCAGUUGAUGAGGCUUUUACUCGCCAAUUCUGCACAUGAGUUUAGAACACCCCUCAAUGCCAUCAUCAACUAUCUGGAAAUUGUUCUUGAUGGAUCUCUGGAUCACGAAACACGAGAUCACAUUUCUAGAUCUCACUCGGCUUCCAAGUCGUUGGUAUACAUCAUCAAUGACCUUCUGGACCUAACAAAUGCUGAGAAUGGACAACGGCUUAUAAAGGAUGAGGUGUUCGAUCUCUCGGAGACCCUCACGGAAGCAACAGACCUAUUUUGGGAAGAGGCAAGACAGAAACAUGUCGAUCUGCAGGUAGUCCAACAUGCAGCCUUACCUCCCGUCCUCGGAGAUCAACGACGGGUGCGCCAGGUGAUCACAAACUUGAUAAGCAAUGCUAUUCAGCACACAUCCACUGGGGCAGUAACAAUCGAGUCUUGCGUCGUACCAGAGGUCCUAGAGCCAGAUCAUAUUUGCGUCGAAGUGGCAAUACACGAUACCGGGUCUGGGAUGUCCCAGGAGACUGUCGAAACAUUGUUCUGUGAGUUGGAACAAGUGUCCAACAAGGGAUAUAUGCAGAAUCCAAAGUCAUAUGAUGGCAAUGCAAGUGGCAAUGUGUUUGAGACUGACAGUGUUCUUGGCCUUGGCCUCGCACUGGUAGCCCGAAUUGUGCGCAAUAUGAACGGGCAGCUGAGCUUGAAGUCAGAGGAAGGCCAGGGAAGUUGCUUCAAGAUCAGGCUUGCAUUUCCUCUUCCGGAUGAAGAUAGUAGCCAAAAGCAGACCUCUCAUGCUAUGUCAAAUGAAUAUCCGCCGGAAGAUGAAAGAAAACAACACACAAAGCAAAACGCUUCAUCCUCGCGCUGCAUAACAAAUCAUAAAGGUGGUAGUAUUCCAUGCGAAUGUGGUCAAAACUCAGAAUUUGGAUCAGGGGAAUCCAUCGUGAACGUUGAUGUCAACUUGAAAACAGGCGAAUCAAGGAACCUCUCACUUUCUGGCCAACAGCUCGACCAGAGCAACCAGCCAGAUAGGCCAUCCACUAUCUUCCCAAUUCAAGAUCCCAAGCAAUUAUCAGAAGCACGCACAUAUCCGAUCAAACAAACCUCCUCUGGCUCACCAACCACAAGAUCCCAAACCAGCCAGCCCCAAACUCGCCAACCAAGCACCUCUACCACAAUGGACUGGAAUCUUCACGUCCUCAUCGCAGAAGAUGACCCAAUCAACAGCAGGAUUGUCCAAAAGCGCCUCGAGAAAUUUGGCUACACAGUCCACAUGACAAGCAACGGCAAGGAAUGCGCCGCCGCCUACAAAGCGAAUCCCACUCGAUUUGACGCGGUGUUGAUGGAUCUACAAAUGCCUAUUGUCGACGGCCUCGGUGCAACACAGAUGAUACGCGAAUACGAGCAGCAAGAGCUGGCUAAUGAGACCACGCCUGCACCUCGCAUUCCCAUUUUCGCUGUCUCUGCUUCCUUGCUGGAGGAGAACCGGCAGAUGUAUAUGGAUUCGGGAUUUGAUGGGUGGGUUUUGAAGCCAAUUGAUUUCCAGAGAGUGGAUCGAUUGCUCGGGGGUGUUAGGCUUCAGUGGGUGCGGGAGGAGAUUGUCUAUCGGCCUGGUGUGUGGGAGGCCGGAGGGUGGUUUGAGGCAUAA